Molecule: messenger RNA, 1515 nt
Organism: Fusarium vanettenii 77-13-4
Lineage: Eukaryota; Fungi; Ascomycota; Sordariomycetes; Hypocreales; Nectriaceae
Exons: 4
Coding region: 1-1515 (504 amino acids)
Biological process (GO): transmembrane transport
Molecular function (GO): transmembrane transporter activity
Source: RefSeq, a predicted model, not a curated record
AUGUCGUCCAAGAACCCAGCUGGUACCGACGCGUCUCCGACUGCCGACGUCGACACCACGCCACACGUGCCAGACACGGCAGACACGAUCGAUCUACCUCGUGGAUGGAAGUAUCGACGAAUUCACCUCUUUGGAAAGAUUUUCCCCUGGUAUGCGUCUCCUCGGAUCCAGCUGGGCAUGGUCGCCUUUGUGUGCUUCAUGUGUCCUGGCAUGUUCAAUGCCUUGGGUGGCAUGGGAGGAGGUGGAAAGACGGACGCGACGCUGGCCGAUAACAUGAACACGGCCCUUUACGCGACAUUCGCCGUCUUUGGCUUCUUCGGAGGCACAUUUGUCAACAAGCUCGGAGUGAGGUGGACUCUGGCUUUUGGAGGUGUUGGCUAUGGUCUCUACGCCAUCAGUCUGCUCGUCUCGGAGCACAAGCAUGUUCCGGGCUUCAACAUCUUUGCUGGAGUUUGGCUGGGUAUCUGUGCUGCGCUUCUGUGGACGGCGCAGGGCACCAUCAUGAUCUCGUACCCGCACGAGAGCCAGAAGGGACAGUACUUUGCCUGGUUCUGGGGAAUCUUUAACAUGGGCGCUGUUAUUGGCAGCUUGAUCCCUCUCGGUGAGAACAUCAACGUCAAGGUGAACAAGACAGUCAGCGACGGCACUUAUAUUGGCUUCAUCGUUCUCAUGUUCUUUGGCGCUUGCCUGGCCCUCACUCUCUGCAACGCUGGCGACAUUGUCCGCAAGGAUGGCUCCCGCGUCAUCCUAAUGAAGAAUCCGACCUGGCAAAGUGAACUCAUUGGUCUCUAUGAGACACUCAAGUUUGAGCCUUUUGUCAUUCUCCUCUUCCCCAUGUUCUUCUCUUCCAACUGGUUCUACGUCUACCAGCAAAACGCGGUGAACGGUGCCUACUUCAACACCCGAACCAAGGCCCUCAACAGUCUGUUGUACUGGUUGUUCCAGAUUAUCGCCGCCGGCAUCUGGGGUUAUCUCCUCGAUGUCGAGAGCGUCAGGCGUACUAUUCGUGCAAAGGCUGCUCUUGUUGUCCUCUUCAUCCUUACUUUUGCCAUCUGGGGAGGCGGAUAUGCCUUUGAAAAGAAGUACACUCGCGCCAGCGUUGAUCCAGAGAAGGGCUAUACUGGCGCUGACUGGGAGGACUCGGGUUAUGUUGGGCCCAUGUUCUUGUACAUGUUUUAUGGCUUCUACGAUGCUUGCUGGCAAGCCAGUGUUUAUUGGUUCAUCGGCGCCCUCUCCAACUCUGGUCGUCGAUCUGCCAACUACGUUGGUUUCUACAAGGGCAUUCAGUCUGCUGGCUCGGCAAUCAUGAAUCACCUUGACGCGCGCAAGACCCCCUUCAAGACAGAGUUCAUCAGCAACUGGGUUCUGCUCUCCGUUUCUCUUGUGGUGGCUGCUCCCGUGAUUCUGCUCAAGAUCCGCGACCAUGUUGACACGGAGGAUGACCUCAAGGGAACAGACGAGACCCUUGCGGAUGUUUUGCCUGCGGGCCACCCUGAGAAGAGAGUCGAGGCAUGA